Messenger RNA from Malania oleifera, 865 nucleotides. Its product is annotated as autophagy-related protein 8i. Gene Ontology annotation, biological process: cellular response to nitrogen starvation. The coding region runs from base 323 to 727 and encodes 134 amino acids. The record is from RefSeq and is a predicted model, not a curated record. The transcript is spliced from 5 exons. NCBI's taxonomy places the organism in Eukaryota, Viridiplantae, Streptophyta, Magnoliopsida, Santalales, Ximeniaceae.
AAGAUCAUACCUUAUGUUCAAGGAGUCUAACAAAUAAAUAAUAAAUCAUAAUAUUGAGAAAUGGAAAAGUAGAAGAUGCGGUGAGCGUGGAUCGAACACGCGACCUUCAGAUCUUCAGUCUGACGCUCUCCCAACUGAGCUAUCCCCGCACGUUACGUCUGCUCCUUACUAAUUUUAUAAGACUAAUUCUGUAGAUAAGUCAACAACCGUGCGCAGAUGCCAUCGUUUCUUCCUGCUGUGUUCUUCGUUCUUAAUCAUCAUCGUCUCGUCCCGAAUCCCUAAUUACUCAAUCUGUUUCUUUUGCCUUUCGCAUUUAAUCGCCAUGGGGAAGACCAAAUCUUUCAAGGAGGAGUUUUCGUUCGACGAACGACUUCAAGAGUCGCAGGACAUCAUUGUAAAAUACCCCGAUCUAGUGCCUGUUGUAGUUGAAAGAUAUUCAAGAACUGACCUUCCUGAGAUUGAAAAGAGAAAAUUCCUUGUGCCCAGAGACAUGUCCAUUGGACAAUUCAUUCACAUCUUAAGUGGCAGGCUCCACCUGGGUCCUGGAAAAGCUCUCUUUGUUUUUGUGAAAAGCACUUUACCCCAGACAGCUAGUUUGAUAGAUUCAGUGUAUGAAUCCUUCAAGGACGAGGACGGAUUUUUGUAUAUGUGUUACAGCAGCGAGAAAACCUUCGGAGGCGGCCGCAGGGGGGGUAGUAUUUUAAAAAUGUGCCAAUUGUGGCAGUAGUAUACUUGUAUGUGAAUUAAACCUCAGCCAUCCUGUAAAUUCUAUAUGCAUGACUGGCUUUGAACUUACCAUGCACAUUUAACAGAAAAAAUUAUAGCCCAAGUCCAAAAUAUAUUGAUUAUAUUUGGUUGUGUUGAA